Messenger RNA from Megalopta genalis, 12461 nucleotides. The record is from RefSeq and is a predicted model, not a curated record. Lineage: Eukaryota; Metazoa; Arthropoda; Insecta; Hymenoptera; Halictidae.
GGUUCCCUUAUCGCAAUGCCCCGAUGAGGAUAGGAGACAUUCGGGACAGCAAAUUCAAAAUCAGCAAAUCAGCGAAAGUGGACUUGGUGUUGAGCAAGCGAUCGAAAGCUUAAAUUCUUGGAAAGCUUGGAUAGGAAGCGAACCGUGGCUAGCAGAUGCGGCGAAGGAAUUAUAUGUACGUUUUAGGGAGCUUAGGAUCGACAUAAGAGAAAAUGCUGAUUUUUGGUCUUAUUCUGAAUAUUGCGAGCGUUUAGCUUAUCACUAUUACAACCUCGCAUGCUAUUAUAAUGACGAAUUGCUUAAGAAACACAAUAUUUGCCUGGGAAAUGUGAAAAGGUCUCUGGAAAACAGUUUAGAAAAGCUUUCUGAAGUUUCUCGAGAGACUGAUUCGAAAGCGAUAAACGAUUUAAAGAACGAUGCCGAACGAUUUCUGGCGAAUGUGAACGAAGUGUACAAACAGCAGAACAACCUGCUAACGAAAUAUGGUUGUUCCGAUAUAGGAAAGUACACCGAGUUGUGUAUUGCUUUCGGUAACAUAAAUCAGGUGCCUUUGCAACAAUGCUCCGAUCGGGAUAGGAAAUAUUUGGAGCAGCAGCUUCAAAAUAUUCAGCUGUUAAAUGUCAUUGACGCGCUGGAAAAUGCAAUUACUUUGCCGGAAUACAAAAAUGCGUUGAUUACCGCGCAACAAUCUAAUUCUUUAGGACAGGCAUAUCAAUUAGCCGGGCAGCUUACGUUAAGCACCCAUUAUAUGAGAAGUUACGAAGAUCUCGUUAAGAAAUUGAUGAAUCCGGAAGAAAACGAUUAUGUCGACGGAAAACAACAGAUAAAAGACAUUAUUGUUAGGGAAAUCGAAGAACACAAUAGCAAUUUAGCUCAGGUUAAAUAUUACAUAAAAGGAGUAUUUCAUAAGCUCAGUUCCAUCGACGACGCUUAUAUUGAUCGAAAAUACGUAGAAUGUUGCUCGAAGUUCUGGAUAACAGAGGUGGUCGAUACAUUUAAAGAACUUACAGAUAAUAAAAGUAUCGGUAUCAUUCGGGAGGUUUUUGGUUCGCUGGACGGUAUCGAAAUGUUAGAGGACGUGCCUGAUUCUUUCAAACAGUUACGCUACCAUCGGCUCUUGACGGAUCCGCAUAAAUUGGUAAGCAAGGAGGACGAGAAAGCACUGAUAAGUCGAUUUAAGGAAGAGUGCUUGGAACGCAUGGUCGCCUGUGUCGAUUCUGCUCAGAAAGAGCUAGAUUUUCUAGACACUUUUCUCGAUCUUCUAAGUACCUCCGAGAAUCGUCAGUCGAUCAUUGUCGAGCUGGAGUUGGAGGACUUCCGUCGCGGCGAACUGUCGUUCGAUGAACUUCUUGAAAGGAUCAUUGAUCUCGAUACGAACACUUAUGGUGUAGGUCUUGCGACCUUGAAAAAGGCGGCGGAGUGUCUGCAGCAGGAACAAAAUCUAUUUUUGGUAGACAAACUGAAGGAAGUGAUAUGCGCUUACACGGCACCGGCGACGACGCGAGUAGUAAAACUAGAUGGUCGAUUAGUUGUUCAAGUUACAGGGAGGAAUAUUGUUGUCAGCGAGUUUUUGUUCGGGCUGGAGAACGCGCUUUUAAAGAAUUCGGAUAUAGAAGAGGUACGUUUAGUUGCCGGCGAUACCAUACAUAUCGACGUGGACUUGAAAAAUGAAGUAUGGCAUGGAAAGAAUCUAGUUAUUUUAACGAAAACGAUGAAAGUACAUGAUAGAGUAACCUGCGAUGUAUCUGGGAAAGAUAGCGAUCAUAGUUAUGAUGACGGUGGCUCCGCCAAUGCGGGGACUGGCGAAGAUGGUCACGGUAAAGAAGGAAAAGAUGGUUACGCGGGAGAAAGUGGCGGCAAUGUAUUAAUUUUAGCGGGAAAGAUCGAAAAUUUCAAGAAUUUCAUCGUUAUCUCGAAUGGCGGGAAAGGUAGCAAAGGCCAAGAUGGCGGGAACGGCAAAAACGGCAAAAACGGCGAAGGUAUCGAAGAAGCAGACUUUCAUGAAAAGUUUCCUCCUGUUGCUAAAUUACUGCUACCAAGAAAGGACGCAAUAGCGACUAUUAUUCGUAACAUGGCAGAAGAUUUAUCGUUAGAAAAAACCGUAUGGGUUAAUGGUGCCCAUAUAACAUUUGAAAAGCUUGCAUCAAGAGUGGAAACACUAAUGAAUUUACCUAUCUUAGACAUAAACGAAGACAUGUUUAUAGAGACACAGACAAGUGACGGAUGUAAGAUCACUUUUUCUAUGGCUGCGGAAUUUGGUAUACAACUGUGCCAGUCUUUUCUUCUGUACGAAGGAUCACCAGGACAGCCAGGAGGACAUGGCGGAGAACCCGGUUUGGGUGGUGAGGGUGGGUAUGCUGGAGAGAUAAUAGUAAGAAACAAAGAAAGCGGGCAGGAAUUCGAUAUCGUAAGAAAGGCUGAGCGUGGGGAAGAAGGAGAAAACGGGAAGAGAGGCCGCCCUGGUAAUCCUGGAGAAAAUGGUUGGGAUAUGGGUAACAUGGACUAUCAAGUAUCUGGUUUCUUUACAGAAUCAUGGCCGAAAUUUUUUGGUACAGACAGAAAGAGUAAAUGUAGGUUACGGUAUUACGAUGGUAAUAAAAGCAAUCGUGUAUGGUGUACAUACGAAAAGAGAUAUGCUGAAAUCGUAGCUACUCAGAUCGAGAACAGAAAGCAAAGAGAAUGCGAUAGAAAGAGAGAAACUAGGAGAAAUAGCGGUCGACAACACCACGCGCAAGCUUCAAGGAAAAAGAACAUCUCCGAAGACAGUAUUCUAGCUACUUAUUCUGAUCGUCUGAGCUGCAUAGAAAGGGAUAUUCUGCAGAGUUUGCGAUCCGAUUUAGGGAGCUCAAAGCAGCAAGCCUUGCGAGCGAUCCAUGAAAAUCAAGAACAGCAAAGGAAGGAGACCAUGGAGUUAGGGGUCAAACGGCAUGUCAAUUUCAUUGCUCAAAGUACAAACAAGCGUCGUGCCGACGCUGCUCCUAGUGCCACAUACAAAGAGGCUGCUAAUGUUCACGGUUUGAUCGACGAGUUGAAACGCGAGCCGGAUUUAUUUGACAAUUGGUUACAAUUGCGAGGCAUAGAACUAAAUCGCAAUACUCUCGACGAGCUAUUUUCGAUGUUUGACACGGUUAAACAGGGAUUCCGUGGAAAAUCUAAUCCGCAGGGCGACACGAAAGAUAGCAAGUUGCAGGGUAUAGAACAGCUUCUGAUAGAGAAGUACAGACUUACUACUUUGGAAGAGAUUGCAAAGCUAUUGCCAGUUUACCAAGAAAUUACAGACGAUGUAGAAUUGACACCGGAAAGCGCAGCGAGAUAUCUCGUCGAAGACAAAGAGAAGCCCGACAGCCUGUGCCAUCCUGUUUUGGGAGCCUUCAAUCAAUAUCUUUACGAAGACAGCAAAGAGCAACGCGAAAAGAUCUCGAGAUUCUGCGAAAAAGAAUUGCAGAGCGACAACGGGAACCGUGAGAUCCUGAAACGCUCCUUGACAAUGUUUAUCUUCGACGCCAGCAAUUCGGAAAAAGCACGCCUCUGCGUUAAACAGUUCCAUUUACAGUUAGAAAGUAUCGAAGACAAAUCUCUGAGUGAUAAGAUCGAGGAAGACGAGGUUUGGAGCACCGUUGACGACCGGGAUCCAGAGCUUCUGAAAGAGUACCACGAUCAUAUCAAAAUCGAAGGACCGUUUUCGGAAAGCUACAGAGUAUUAUUGGCUUACGCCUUUGGUAUUAAUAUCAGAUUAUACGUCGAAAACGAGCACAAUACAUUGUCUCUGGAGGAGAAUCACAACCCGUUGUCCGAACGAGUUGUUCAUGUGUUACAUAUAUCCGAUGGAUUCGUGCAAUUAACUGUUGACAACGACUACUUCCAGUUAGAGGAAAGCAGCAAAAGAGGAGACGAUUUAUACGGGCGGGUUUUAGCGAGAAUCGAUACGUUCGAACGAAAACAGGAGUUUGACGAUUACUUGGCGAGGCGAGCUUUUUUGUCGAGGAGAGAAGACGAGAGACUCGAUCGGCCUGAUUGCAACGAAGACGGUUCCCGCGAACAACAAGAUAUAAUUGAAAUUUCCGAGUAUUUUCCUACAGAAAAACGACAGCUGAUAAAACGAUUGGAGAUCAUGACGUCCCAAUAUACUGGGAAGCAAGGAAUUCUACGAAACAUAUCGAAACGCUUCUCCAGUGAAGGGUGUCACGUGUCCUCUCUAGAAUUGUAUUGCUUACUGAACUCGAUUCUACGUUGCAUCGUCGACGAUGGGAGGAAACUGAACACCUUCCGUUGGAUAGUCGAUGCACAUCCUCAGAGAAAUUGGAUAGACGAACUGAUAUUACUGCAGUUCGAAAACUAUUUCAGGAGACGGUUGCCAGAGAAGCGUGAAUGGAGAGGGUACCUAUCGCAAAUCGGAAACAAGAACAUUUUAUUGUCGUUUUACGUGAAGCUGGAACUCUGCACGCCAGGCAGCUCGAUUUCUACGAAGUGCGUCGGGAAUGUACUGUACCUGUUGAGCAUCAUCGCGGACGAGGCAAUCGAUCUGGAAGGACUGGGAUUGUCUGAGUGGUCUCAUGCCCUCAAGGAGAAAUAUUGGUCGCGCAGACUGUUUCGAUUGACAGAUUGGCGUGUUAGCGAAAUGUUACCGACGGCCACCUACUAUCUCUUGUCCAUCGAGAAUACUUUCGGUGCUGUUCUAGUCAAGGAAUUCCUAGAUAUCCUCGAAACAAAAAGGCACGGGCUAUCCGCCGAUGCGAUUACUGAUUUUCUGGCGAAUUUUCAUAACGAGAAAUGGCACUUAAGCAGAGAAGAGUUGGCGAUGCUCACUAGAUGCAACAUCGCCGAAUGGACACGGCGAAUGCAGCAAAAGUUCGUUGCCGAUGAAAAGGACAGGAACGUGGCGCAAUUGGUUAAACUGAUCAAAGCUAAUGCCAACAGUUCGACAGGAAUUACCGGGAAAUUAACAGAAAUCGAAAAGUGUGUACAGAAUAUUUCUAACAGGAAUUAUGCGAUCGCCGGCGGAAAGUCUGUAGCCAGCUACACGGAAUACGAUAUUAAAAAUUCGUUGAAACGAUAUCCAAGCACCAUAGAUGAAAUAAAGAAAGACACCGCGAUGGAAAUGCUUGCUGUAAUAGUUAGAGCGAUAGAACUGAAGAGAGGAUUCAAGCUUCGCGAUACUCAAAAGUUAACUGUGUUGGCGUUGUUAGCAAACAAACGCACCUUGGCGCAAGUGUCCACUGGAGAGGGAAAAUCGUUGAUCGUAGUAGCAGCGUCGAUCAUGAAAGCGCUGUGCCGAAAAAAGGUAGACAUUAUAACCAGUUCUUCAGUGUUAGCGAAACGAGAUGCGGAAGAGAACAGCGACAUUUAUGGUUUGUUCAACGUGAACGUAUCGCACAACUGCAGCGAGGACAUUGAAGAAAGAAAAAAAGCGUACUCUGGUAAUCAGGUGGUGUACGGUGACCUAUCGAAUUUCCAGCGCGACUAUUUGCUGGACAAGUUCUACGGGAGAAAUAUCUUAGGGGAUCGUAACUUCGAGAACGUGAUUGUCGACGAGGUGGACAGCAUGCUGCUCGACAAGGGCAACAACGUGUUGUACUUGUCUCACGAUUUGGCGGACUUCGAUAAGCUGGAGUCCGUUUACGUUUACAUUUGGCAGUGGAUCAACAGACCGGCUGGAAACACCGACGAGCUACUCAAUGCUUUCGACGGCGAAGCAAUUAAAGAAGCGGUGCUAGACGACUUGUUCGGCUUAGUAAGAUGCAAGGAUAUUGAGAAACUUGGCCCUGAUUUAAGCGAGCAACAUAGGAAGAUAAUAUGGGAGCGUUUGAUCACGGCUGGGAUAUUAAAUGGCCAGGGCAAGUUGCUGGAUGGAAACAUCGGAAAGGACCGCCUCAAGAUAAUAAUUGGACCCGAGUUCAGCGAUUACCAGGAUCGGCUUGGUUAUCUUCUAAAGGAGACCGCCGAGAGGGAAAAGUUGAUAAAGGUCCCCAACCACCUCAGACCUUUCAUCGAACGGCACUUGGAAUCCUGGAUCAAGAGCGCUAUAACCGCGUUCCUGAUGAAAGCUGACCAAGACUACGUGGUGGACGUGGACCGAACCGGUACUAGUCCGGACCGUGAUCCCAAUGUCACGAUUCUCGACAGAGACACGGGAACGGAUCAAGCUAACUCCCAAUGGGACGAGGCGCUGCACCAGUUUCUACAGCUGAAACACGGCUGUAAAUUGUCUCUACAGAGCUUGAAGGCUGUGUUCGUCUCGAACGUUUCUUUCUUGAAAUUGUAUCGGAACUUGUACGGCCUGACGGGGACUUUAGGCUCGCCCAGCGAAAGGGCUCUGUUGAAGAAGAUACACGGAGUCGACUUCGUUACCAUUCCUACAGCGAGAUCGAAGCAGUUCCACGAGGACAAAGCCAUUCUUUGCACCAGUAAACGGGAAUGGAAGGAUCGGAUAUACAACGAGGUACGAAAGCGAACCGAGAAACGAUCCGUUCUGAUCAUCUGCGAAACGGUGAAUGACGUGGAGAUCUUGCGUACGGUUUUCGACAGGAAAGACGUGAAAUCUGUCCGCACGUACACGCGCGACUACGAAAAGUUCGAUGCCGGUUGUGACGGUAAGCGGUUGGAUGGGGGACAUAUUAUUAUCGCGACGAAUCUAGCCGGUCGCGGAACAGAUAUCAAGAUUACGAAAGCGUUGGCGGAAGCGGGGGGUUUGCAUGUCUGUUUGACUUAUCUGCCGAGAAACAUUCGGAUCGAACAGCAAGCGUUCGGGCGAGCAGCGAGAAGCGGGGAAAAAGGAUCUGGACAACUGAUCGUUGUAGCUGUAGAAGGACAGGCAUACAGCAAUUUGAAGAUCGUUGACUUAAAGAUAGAGCGCAACGCCGAUGAGCUGCGUCGCAUAUCCGAGAUAAAAUCCUACUACGAAACGCAAAUUACCGUCGAAGAGGAUUGCUUUAAUAUGUUCAAAAACCAGUACGAACGAUUGAAGAAAAACCUUGAUAAGGACAAAGUACCUGCCGAGGUCAAAGAGAUUCUAUUGCACAGCUGUUUAGACAAAUGGGCUUUUUGGUUGGACGAGAAUAACAGGCGCAUCAAGGACCUGGUAAACGAUCGCGGGAUAAGAAGCUUUUACGAGUUGAUGAACGAAUUUAUUUCGAAACUGAAAUGUCUAGAACGUGAUAGCAGGAAUUGGUCGGCUUGGGUUCGGGGGAACCCGGUUCAAACGAUAAAACUCGGCAAGUAUCUCUGCCAGCAUCAGCCUUCAACGCUUGACAAAGCUGUUGAACUGUUCGAUCAAGUGAUCGGACAAGUACCAGAGUUUUCCGAAGCAGCGCAUUAUUACAAGGCGUUUGCACUGGCAAAGAAGAUAGACUGGGAAGAAGAACCUCUGGAUGAAACAAAUAAGGCGAUCCUGAAAAUGAUGAAGGAAGAGUUACGAGAAGCUGGAAGGCUUUUCGACGAACGUACUACGGCUGCCAUGACAGCCACAGGUAUUAUCGCCAAGAUCAAGAAGAAUAAUAACGAGAGCAUUAUUCAAAUCGACGCUUAUGAAAAACAGCAGAGAAGCUUAUUAAAUCUUUACUGCGUCUUCAUACAGUCCAUAGACGACAUCCUCGGUCACGUCGUGACGCCGCAGUCUUUCGUUAACGAUGACGUUAAAGAGGAAUUGGCUGAAGCUCUAUACGAAGAUUUUCUCCGAGAAGGUACCUUGACAAAGCCACGAAUAAAAGAUGACGUUUCUGACGAAGAGCUGGAACAGGUAUGCGCUGGUUAUGGAAUAUCGGCCAAAACAUUAAAAGACUUUCUUUCCGAAUACAAAGGGAGAACGAUCAGCGAGGAGAAAUUUCAAAAGGCAUUGAAAAAUCAAAUGCGACUACCUAGUCGGAGCCGAUUCUGGAAAUCGCUGAUCGACGAACGAGUCCUAUACGAUGAGGUUAAGUAUGUCAUAGUCGAUAAUUUGAAUGAAACCGAUCCGUUGCUGUCGGAUGUCUCGACUGUCGUCGAACGGCUGCAGAAGCACACACUGGAGUCCGAGUCCGAUAAAGGAGAGAUCUUUUUAUACGCGGAACGAAUCGUGCAGCAUAAAAAUAACGCGAACGUUUUCAAGAAAGGUGACUUUGUGAAGGCCGUAGGCGACGACAAAUAUCGAGCAUUGAAAAAGAAAGGGUUGCUCUCGCUUAACAGAAAAGCGCGUAUAGAUAAAGACAAAAUCGGAUCUGUCGGCUUCUCCCAGUGUGAUUCGAUUACUUUGGAGGAUUUUACCGAAAUUAAUAUCGUGAGAAACGAGGCUGAACGAAUCUUGGAAGAACUCGUUAAACGGAACAUCAUCGAGAAGAAGGAUCGCUCGGAAAACAGUGUCUACGGACUGAAAGUUCAAUUCGAUGGGAUCUAUCAGGUUCAGAUGCCGUUCUGUCCAGUAUAUGAGAACGCCGUGAAAUGUCUGUUGGGCGUGCGUUUCGCUUAUAGAAUAGCCCUGCAGAAGAUUGCAAAACAAUUCGAAGAGAAAAACUUUCCUGUUCGCAUACAGUUGAUGAGCAAAUCUGAUCGAAGUAUGACGUUAGAAUUACUGCAACAAGGAAUCAUCGUACCUGCUACGGUGACAACUGGCGAUUUAGACGCAAACGUGAGGAGUUUGUAUAAAUUACCGGCGACCGACGACAAUUUGAUGGAUAUGCUUUCCCAGAGCAUACCGAUCUCAAAGGAACGUACGGAAGCGCUUUUUCAUCAUCUAGUCGAUAAAAGAUGGAUUCUUCAAUACCAUCUGGCUCAAUCAAUCGAAGAGAAAGGCGUUCGGGUUAUUAACGAAAUUCCAGAAACUGUUACGAACGUUGCUGUAUCUAAAUUUAAAAACCUUUAUUCUAUCAACGGCUCUGGCAAUGAGCGAGAGCCUCUGGACUCUUCUUACAAAGAUUUCGAAGAUACGAUAAGAAAGAUUUUUGACAGGCGAUUAGUACUGGCGAAAGAGGAUACGAUGAAAAACGUGAUCAAUACUUUAGAAUCGUUAAGAAGCGCACUGAUAUCGUUAGAAGUUCCUAGUAUUAAACUAAAAUGUCUCGCUGAGUUCUCUGGUGAAGGUGAAUUUGCAAAUAUAGUAGAGGUACAUGUCUUCUUUCUGAAUAGUUUAGAUUACGUGCUGCAAUUCGAAGAGAAAAGAUGGUCGAGAAAAAUGCUCUUUAACAUUGCGAUGGUCGUUUUAAUAGGGACAGUUCAAAUAGUGAUAGGUGCUAUGAUAGAGUUAUUUUCGGCAGGUACCUUCACUCAUCUCGCAGCUGGAUUUAUUAGCGAAGGUGUAAACGAUAUCUUCUAUGCUGGCGGAGCGUUGUGGUCAGGCUAUUUUAGUUGGAAAAAUUAUAGGCAACAGAAGUUCGAGAGUGUAAUAAUGACAGCCAUAACAGUCGGCGUAGGAGCAUAUUUUUCGAGUGGCGCUAAGGUAUCGUAUUACGGUCAUAAACUAGCUGGACCUGGCUUGCAGGUUGGUGGUAAAGUCGCCGAAACGUCUGGCAUACAACUAAUUAAAAUCGCGGGUUGCAAAUGGGUGGGAAAAGAACUUGCGAAGCGUAUUGUGUCGAAGGUUAUAGAAGGGCUGGUGUUUGGCUUUGCUAACACGAUGGUCGACAGUCUCAUUGAAAAUCAGCUUCGAGAGUUUUGUAGAUACAUGUCUUCCGAGAUUAUAUUAAUUAUUGAACGCUGCGUAGGGAUGCACGAUAUUUCUACAAGCUUGAAAGAAGCCUACAAAACAUUAGGAGCGAAGGAAGCAACAAACUUGAUCGACAAGUUAACCAAGAGUGCUUUUUCCGAGAAAAGUUACAUGCAAGAGUUUUUACCUGCUGUAAAAAGCAUAGCCAAUUCGGUAAUUCAGGGGAUUGCGAAUGCUGCUGAGAAAAGAAGCAUGACAAGCAAUACCAUGCAGUUUCCUAUUCGUAUCAUCAGUAUAGGAGCGGUUUUGUUGGAACAUUCUUUACAAAUUGUCGAUAUGGCACUAGUAACCAGCAGGUUUUUAAAUCAUUUGAACGAGGAGAUCAAGAGCGAGUUGCGUAAACAUGCUGAUCGAUGCUCGCCGGUCCGUGAACAAGAAGCAGAGGAUGACUGUGAGAGGUUCAAAAACCAAAUAAUCGCGAUGUGGCAGAAACUACUUCGCGACCAGGUUGGACAGAAGAUAGAACAGAAUAUUGUAGGUCCUAUUCUUAAAGCAGGUGUUAAUCGCAUAAUAAGAUAUGCUGGACAAAUGAUAGCGGAAACAUAUCGGUCCUACAAGGAAAGUCUGAACAGUAAGUACUUCGACAACAGAACGCAGGAGUAUCGCGAAGAGUUGGAGAAUACUGAACAGCAACAGCACGAUGACGUGUCUAAGAUAAAAGAACAAAUUGAACAGAAGUAUCAGGAGGAUAUAAAGCAGUUGUUGGAGAAGACUCGUUGUCCUCGUUUAUUCGCAAAAGCAGUCCGAGAAAAUAUCCCAAUGGAUAUGGUUUGUAUCAGUGCGUCUCUCGAGUGCGUAACUGGAUUCUUGAAACAGCAAGGAAUUGAUAUACCAGGCAUUACCAUCGUUGUCACGGGAGAAGGCGGUAUAAGACAAACAUUCUCCUCGGCGCCAGAAGGAGCAAACGUGCCAAUUAUUUACCUCGAGCAUAAAGAUAAUCAUUACCGGCUUUCUGGAAGCGGAGAAUCGGAGACCAGAGGAAGUGGUGGAUCGAUGAACGAUUGCUUGCGUCAAGCUUUAUCGGAAGGUAUACCUGAACUAAGAAAUAUGUCACGAGAUGAUUUCAGGAAUGGAGUAGCUGAUCAAAUUGAACGUGAUCCGAAAAUACAAAAUCACAUCAAGCAAGGCUGGCAUGCGCUCCCUUUGCGGCAUGGUGUGUUUGGUGGUGGAAACUCAAGGCGUAAGCGACAAAGAUUUGUAGAUGAUUCAUCGUCGACCGUUAACAAUGGAUUGUUCGCUACCCCUGAGAACCCUUCGAAGAAAACGAAGAAAGGGAAGAAAGUGAAGAAAGUGAAGAAAGUCGCUGUUCACUUUUUCGAUCGUUUCAAACGCACUAUUCGCUUAGCUGGAGCAGUGCAAAAGAUUGCCGAGAUGGUCACCGGUAUGAGUAGAAGUGAAAUAAUUAAAGCUGGGGCAAGUCAAAGCACAGAUGGAAGUAGCGGGCUAGGAAGCGAUUUGCCCUCGGCACAUGUGCUUAGAUUUGUGAUCAACUCAGAGUUAAAGAAGAAUUUUGAAGGGAUUUACAAUAACCUCGAUACAUUUCUAGCCCAUACCCAAAUCGUUCCAAGAUACGCGAACGAUUGGCAUGGCAUGGGUGGAGCUGUAGAUAGAUGCCAAGGAGAGAUUUAUGAAGUAUUAGUCAGCAUAGAUUUCAACAAAGAAAUGACUUCAGAAGCUACCGAUAAAAUCAAGGGCGUGCAGAAGAAAUACACAGAUGUACUAAACAAGGAACGUGAAAAAUUAAUAAAUCAACGAAAUGUAAGCUGCGAACAGCAACGUGCAGAAAGAAUAUUUGUACUAGGGCAGUCGAUAAACUUUCUGAAUAAUAUUUCAGUUGAAGAACUGUUUGAAAAAGGAUGUAAUGGUUAUAAAAAUGAGGAUAUGAUAACCAACAAAUUGAAAAAAAAUAAGAAAUAGAGUAGAUUUAAGGUUGAGGCUCUGGUAGUAAAAUAAAAUUCGGAAGUUCAGGCUCCAUGACUUAUUCAUUGAUUCGAACGCUGCACUGAACCCUCUUUCAUCUGUCACGCUCCACGGUCGAAGCACGUGGCACCCGAUCGAUCAACCGCGUUGUAAUUGGCGCCCUCGCCUCUCAUUAAUCAAUAAUGCAUGCAAUAAUGCAAAAUUUGUUAAUAAACAAAGCUGCAGAUUGUAUUUUCGUUAAGGAAAAAGUUACUUAGAAUGACCUCAGCUACUUCCCAUUUCCGUAAUACAAGACAUUUUUGGAACACCCUGUAUGUACAUGACAAUCUUUUUUUAGAAACAGUAUCAAUGAACUGAUAAUGUUUUUUCUGAUUAAGAGAAGUCCAAACACACCAUAAAUCGGAUAAAAUGGCUACGUGAGUAUUCCAACGUUUCAUACGAAGUGCACCAAACAACUUUAUUUACGGCUUUCGAGGAUAUAUUUUAAUUUGCGUAAUUUUGAGUAUAUAUGCACAUGUUCGAAUAUCGGCAUAUACAUAUACGAGAACACAUUAACAAUUACGACGUUACAAUUGUUUAUACCUUUCUUGAUAUUUUCGUACCAAGAAAUAGUACCUUCCGUAUUAAAACGAGAUGUUUAUUCCAUGAAGCUUAUUAUAAGAAGUUAGAUAGAGAUGUGAGGAAAUUUAUUAACAUUAAUUAUAAACUACAAGUAUAUUUAAAACUAUAUUUAUGUUCUAUAGAUUUCUUGGGCUAAUAUAUCUAAAUAGUCGAGCGACAUAUACACAUGUAUGAAAAAUACGUGAAUUAAAAAUUUCAAAGUUUUUAUUAAUUUAAUAUGUAUAAAAAAUUAAAAAUAGAUUUAACG